Condylostylus longicornis is the source of this 874-nucleotide messenger RNA. RefSeq names its product trypsin Blo t 3-like. The coding region runs from base 6 to 746 and encodes 246 amino acids. Gene Ontology annotation, molecular function: serine-type endopeptidase activity. The transcript has a single exon. The record is from RefSeq and is a predicted model, not a curated record. Gene Ontology annotation, biological process: proteolysis. Lineage: Eukaryota; Metazoa; Arthropoda; Insecta; Diptera; Dolichopodidae.
UCAAAAUGAAAUCAAUUAUUCUAAUAUUAACCACAAUAUUUUUUAUUUGCGGCGGAGCCCAUCGCGGUAGAAUUAUCGGCGGAGAAAAUGCUGCAAUCGAAGAUUACCCAUAUCAAGUUUCAAUUCAAUAUAAUGAUGGUUUUCAUUUUUGUGGAGGAUCUAUUUAUAAACCUAAUGUUAUUAUAACGGCGGCUCAUUGCGUUUUUGGAUUAGAAGCUGAAAAAAUACAUAUUCGAGCUGGUUCUAACAACAGAAAUAGUGGAGGAGUAAUUGUUACUGUCAAAGAAAUUAUACCAUCAGAGAAUUGGAAUUCACAAACUAUUGAUAAUGACAUUGCUAUUCUUAUUUUAACUGAAAAUCUUCAGUAUUCAGAUAAGAUUCAACCAAUCGAAAUAGCUAAGCAAGAACCGCAACCAGGAAAAUUAGCUUAUAGCGUUGGGUGGGGUUUAACUGAAGAAAAUGGUAAAGAAUCACCUGUAAUAUUACAAGCAAUUUCAAUUCCAAUAUGGGAAAGAAACGACUGUAAUAAAUUAGUAAAAGCGAGAUUGACAGAAAAUAUGAUGUGUGCUGGUGUCAAACAAGCUGGAAAAAGUUCAUGUCGCAUGGAUUCAGGUGGUGGUUUGGCAGUUGAUGGUAAAUUAGUAGGUGUAGUUUCCUGGGGUGAAGGUUGUGGAAAAUAUAAUUCACCAUCAGUUUUUGCCAAUGUUCCGAAAUAUAUCAGUUGGAUUCAAUCAAAAUUAAAUUAAAAUUGUGAUAUUUUAAUUCCAGUUUUAACAAUCAAAAAUACAUUUUAAAUAUUUAAGAAAACUUUUUUAUUCUUUUAUAAGAUAACGAAAUAAAGGUAAGUUUUGCUUACUUGACAAUUUGACCCAUA